Ailuropoda melanoleuca (giant panda) is the source of this 846-nucleotide messenger RNA. Its product is annotated as 40S ribosomal protein S2-like. The record is from RefSeq and is a predicted model, not a curated record. Gene Ontology annotation, biological process: translation. The coding region runs from base 4 to 846 and encodes 280 amino acids. Gene Ontology annotation, molecular function: structural constituent of ribosome; RNA binding. Gene Ontology annotation, cellular component: cytosolic small ribosomal subunit; ribosome. The transcript has a single exon. NCBI's taxonomy places the organism in Eukaryota, Metazoa, Chordata, Mammalia, Carnivora, Ursidae.
CAAAUGGCGGACAACGCCGGUGAAAACAGGGGAGGCUUCCGAGGCGGCUUUGGCGGCAGGGGCCGCGGCCGUGGGAGAGGACGGGGCCGCGGAAGAGGCCGUGGGGCCCGCGGGAAGGCGGAUGAGAAGGAGUGGGUUCCUGUAACGAAGCUUGGCCGACUUGUCAAGGACAUGAAGAUAAAGUCUCUCGAGGAGAUCUAUCUCUUUUCCCUCCCAAUCAAGGAGUCGGAGAUAAUUGAUUUCUUCCUGGCCUCCUCUCUAAAGGAUGAGGUACUCAAGAUCAUGCCUGUCCAGAAACAGACCAGGGCCGGGCAACGUACCAGGUUUAAGGCUUUUGUUGCCAUUGGGGACUAUAACGGCCAUGUUGGGCUUGGGGUAAAAUGCUCCAAGGAGGUUGCGACUGCUAUUCGUGGCGCCAUCAUUCUGGCAAAGUUGUCCAUUGUGCCAGUAAGGCGAGGUUACUGGGGUAACAAAAUUGGCAAGCCCCACACUGUGCCUUGCAAGGUGACUGGUCGCUGUGGUUCAGUUCUUGUGCGUCUGAUUCCUGCACCCCGUGGUACUGGCAUUGUGUCGGCACCUGUUCCCAAGAAACUAUUGAUGAUGGCUGGUAUUGACGACUGUUACACUUCAGCAAGGGGCUGCACGGCCACACUGGGCAAUUUCGCAAAGGCCACUUUUGAUGCCAUCUCAAAGACUUACAGCUACUUGACUCCAGAUCUUUGGAAGGAGACAGUUUUCACCAAGUCUCCAUACCAGGAGUACACUGACCACUUGGCUAAGACCCACACCAGAGUGUCUGUGCAGAACAGCCAGGCAGCAGCUGUACCCGGUGCUACCCCAACAUAA